Orcinus orca (killer whale) is the source of this 1561-nucleotide messenger RNA. Its product is annotated as protein phosphatase inhibitor 2. The coding region runs from base 313 to 933 and encodes 206 amino acids. Gene Ontology annotation, biological process: regulation of signal transduction. NCBI's taxonomy places the organism in Eukaryota, Metazoa, Chordata, Mammalia, Artiodactyla, Delphinidae. The transcript has a single exon. Gene Ontology annotation, molecular function: protein phosphatase inhibitor activity. The record is from RefSeq and is a predicted model, not a curated record.
CGGCGUCGCUCCGGCGUUAGGCCGGCUUCUCUCCACGGGCCGCGGAUGAAGUGUGGGUAGCCUAGGGUGCUGUAAGGGCCGCCCGGCGCGCUAAGGACCGCUAGCCACGCGGCGUCGGCUGGACGCCAGAGCGUCCGAGUCGUUGUGUCGUGACAACGACUCUGGUGGCUGUCUCAGCGACAGCAGGUGCGGCCGCUUCAGCCCCAGGCGGGCUUGGCGGCUGACUGGCGAGUCUCUGCUCACGCCCAGCCCUUUCCUUCCUGUACCCGGCGCCAAGCAGCGACGCUGAGCCGACCGCCGGAGCGACGGGCAAUGGCGGCCUCGACGGCCUCGCACCGGCCCAUCAAGGGGAUCCUGAAGAACAAGAGCGCUGCGACUUCCUCUGUGUUGGCAUCGGCCGAACAGCCCGGCAGGAGUGUCGACGAAGAGCUGAGUAAAAAGUCCCAGAAGUGGGAUGAAAUGAACGUCCUGGCGACAUAUCAUCCAGCAGACAAAGACUAUGGUUUAAUGAAAAUAGAUGAACCUAGCACUCCUUACCAUAGUAUGGUAGGUGAUGAUGAAGAUGCACUGAGUGAUUCAGAAACCACUGAAGCCCUGACCCCAGAUAUCUUAGCUAGGAAAUUAACUGCUGCUGCUGAAAGCUCAGAGCCAAAGUGUCGAGUUCGUGAACAAGAAAGCAGUGGAGAUGAGGAUAGUGACCUCUCACCUGCAGAACGAGAAAAAAAGCGACAGUUUGAAAUGAAAAGGAAGCUUCACUACAAUGAAGGACUGAAUAUUAAAUUAGCUAGACAAUUAAUUUCAAAAGACCUACGUGAUGAGGAGGAGGAUGAAGAAAUGUCAGAGACUGCAGCUGGAGAAAGCAUGAAUACAGAAGAAUCAAAUCAAGGAUCUACUACAUGUGACCAACUGCAAAACAAAUCACAGAGCUCAUAGAAGGGAUUCGUUCAGCACAGUAAUUGUCAGAUACAAACCGUUACUAUAACAUACUGCUUCUUGUUCUCUACAAUUCAUGACUUAAGUACCAAAAUGCGUACCAGUUAUUAUAUAUUGCCAAGAAUUAAAUAACUUUAGAGACUAAAUAGACUGAAAAUGCCUAAUUGAUACAUAUAUUCUUGUGCCUAGUACUUCACCACAAAUACAGCAUAAUGUCAUCAGUCCAAAACUACAUUACUUUUGUAAGAACACUGGUUAAUUUGUAUAAGAUAUAUAGCUUUUUAUGCUUUAGAAGUUAAUAUCUUUUGGGGAGGGAGAAGGGAUCUAAUUUAUUUUCUUCACUUCUAGAUGUGAUAGCUCUUAUAAAAAUUAGGUUUUUUUAAAAUCAAAAUCCAAUUGGAACAACAGAUCAUACAGGCUGAUAAAUAUUCAGUCUGAAAAGUAUUUUAACAUGCAUCUUCAACUUGUCUGUUUAAUUGAAAAGAAUUAUAAGAGUUACUGUUGCAUUUUCUGGUAUACUACCUUUAAAAUUCCUGUUGAGUUUCUUUUAUGUUUACAAGGAAAGGAUUAAACUUUUUCUCAUCAAAAUUAGCUUUUUCCACAAAUAAAUUAUCAGGUUAAACUUGCA